UGCGCCCGCGGCUCAGGACGGAGGCCAGCGCUGACCCGAGGCCGGCAGCCGGCACGGCUCUCGGAACAUGGCAACCUGUGUGUGGCUCCUUCAGGAAGGAGAGGAGUAACCAUCGUGAUGCCUAAGAGUCGAGGCUGACGUUUCCGCAGGUUCUCCACCACCACCGCUGCCAAGUUCUCUCCUCUCUCCAGACCACUGCUCCGCACGGGGGGCUCUGGAGACAUGGCAGAAAAUGGAGACGAGAAACAGACUCAGGCUGGGCAGAUUUUUCAAAACUUUGUCCAGGCCACCACAUGCAAAGGUACCCUCCAGGCCUUCAACAUCCUCACGAGACACCUGGACCUCGACCCUCUGGACCACAGGAACUUCUAUUCCAAACUCAAGUCCAAGGUGACCAGCUGGAAGGCCAAAGCCCUGUGGCACAAGUUGGACAAGCGUGGGUCCCACAAAGAAUAUAAGCGAGGGAAGUCAUGCACAAACACCAAGUGUCUCAUCAUUGGGGGAGGACCGUGCGGCUUGCGCACUGCCAUUGAACUUGCCUACCUGGGGGCCAAAGUGGUCGUGGUGGAGAAGAGGGACACCUUCUCCCGCAACAAUGUGCUGCACCUCUGGCCGUUCACCAUCCACGAUCUGCGGGGCCUGGGAGCCAAGAAGUUCUACGGGAAGUUCUGUGCGGGCUCCAUCGACCAUAUCAGUAUUCGUCAGCUGCAGCUCAUUCUCUUCAAGGUGGCCCUGAUGCUGGGAGUUGAAAUUCACGUGAAUGUGGAGUUUGUGAAGGUUCUAGAGCCUCCUGAAGAUCAAGAAAACCAAAAAAUUGGCUGGCGGGCAGAGUUUCUCCCUGGGGAUCACUCUCUGUCGGAGUUUGAAUUUGAUGUCAUCAUUGGUGCUGACGGCCGCAGGAACACUCUGGAAGGGUUCAGAAGGAAAGAAUUCCGUGGGAAGCUGGCUAUUGCAAUCACUGCCAACUUCAUCAACAGAAACAGCACGGCUGAGGCCAAGGUGGAAGAGAUUAGCGGCGUGGCUUUCAUCUUCAACCAGAAAUUCUUCCAGGACCUCAAAGAAGAAACAGGGAUUGAUCUUGAGAACAUCGUCUACUACAAGGACAGCACCCACUACUUUGUCAUGACAGCCAAGAAGCAGAGCCUGCUUGACAAAGGGGUCAUCAUUAACGACUGCAUCGACACUGAGAUGCUGCUGUGUGCAGAGAACGUGAACCAGGACAACCUGCUCGCCUACGCCCGAGAAGCUGCAGACUUUGCCACCAAUUACCAGCUGCCAUCGCUGGACUUUGCCAUGAACCAUUACGAGCAGCCCGACGUGGCCAUGUUUGACUUCACCUCCAUGUACGCCUCCGAGAAUGCGGCCCUGGUGCGUGAGCGCCGCGCCCACCAGCUGCUCGUGGCCCUCGUGGGCGACAGCUUGCUCGAGCCCUUUUGGCCCAUGGGCACGGGCUGCGCCCGAGGCUUCCUGGCAGCCUUUGACACGGCGUGGAUGGUGAAGAGCUGGGACCAGGGCACCCCUCCCCUGGAGCUGCUGGCUGAAAGAGAAAGUCUGUACCGGCUGUUACCUCAAACCACCCCAGAGAACAUCAACAAGAACUUUGAGCAGUACACAGUGGACCCAGGAACACGGUACCCAAACCUCAACUCCCACUGCGUCAGACCCCAUCAGGUGAAGCAUCUGUACAUCACGAAGGAGCUGCCCUGCUGCCCUCUGGAGAGGGUGGGCUCCGUGAGAAGAUCCGCUGGCCUCUCCAGGCGAGAGUCAGACGUCCGGCCGAGCAAGCUCCUAACCUGGUGCCAGCAGCAGACCGAGGGCUACCAGCACGUCAGCAUCACUGACAUGACCAGCUCGUGGCGCAACGGCCUGGCCCUGUGCGCCAUCAUCCACCGCUUCCGGCCAGAGCUCAUCAACUUCGACGCUUUGAAUGAAGACGAUGCGGUGCAGAACAACCAGCUAGCAUUUGAUGUGGCCGAGCGGGAGUUCGGGAUCCCCCCAGUCACCACUGGGAGGGAGAUGGCGGCAGGCCAGGAGCCCGACAAGCUCAGCAUCGUCAUGUACCUCUCCAAGUUCUACGAGCUCUUCCGAGGCACCCCGCUGAGGACUGUGGAUUCUUGGGGCAAAUACUAUGGAGAAAAUGCUGACCUCAGCUUGGCCAAAGCAUCCAUUUCUAAUAAUUAUCUCAACCUCACAUUGCCAAGGAAGAGGACCCCACGAGUGGACGGCCAAACGGAGGAGAACGACGUGAACAAGCGGAGGCGGAAAGCCUUCAGCCACCUGGAUGAGCUUUCAAGCUUCUCCAGCAAAAGCCUCGGCUCCGGUCCAGACCCCGGGAGUGUUAAAGAUGGUGGAAAUCAGAACAAAGUCAAGUCCAUUGCCAACCAGCUGCUGGCCAAAUUCGAGGAGAGCACUGUGAACCCUUCGCUCCAGAAGCAGGACUGCCGAGGCGGCGCGGGGAGAGGUAAGCCCGUCCUGUGCUCUUCCUCUACCUCUCCUGUUAACCCUCGCUGCCCUAAGCCGAAGGAACCCACACCCAGCCCACCACCUCCUCUGAAAAGGCAGCUCGCAUCGGUGGCUGUGCCCAGGCACGUGCGCAGAGAGCUACAGCAAGUGUCUGCUGGUGGCGAGGGCACCAUCAGGCCCUGGAGAGCCAGGGCCAAGUCGGACCUGCAGCUGGGUGGGCCCGAAAGUCCUACCUGUCCCGGAGCGCUGGCCCUCUCAGGGGUGCUGCGACGCCUGCAGGAGGUGGAGGAAAAGAUUCUGCAGAAGAGGGCUCAGAACCUGGCCAGCAGGGAAUUUCACCAAAAGAACAUUAAGGAGAAGGCGGCUCACCUGGCCUCCAUGUUUGGACACGAGGACCUCCCGCAGAAUAAACUACCCUCACAAGGCCUAGCUCAUCCGCAUCCUCCAUCUUCUCCCUCUUGCCUUCCAUCUGCUGCUCCGGCCGCUACUUCCUCGCCGUCAACUCUUGUCUCUGCUUCUCCUGCCAGAAAGCUGACGGUAGGGCGAGUGUCCAGCGGCAUAGGGGCUGCGGCUGAAGUCCUGGUCAAUCUGUACUUGAAUGAUCACAGACCUAAGACCCAGGCCAUCUCUCCCGACCUGGAUUGUGCACGCAAGGUGUGCCCCCCGAGCCUCGGAGGCAGCGACACCUGUUACUUCUGUAAGCGGCGUGUGUACGUGAUGGAGCGGCUGAGCGCCGAGGGCCACUUCUUCCACCGCGAGUGCUUCCGCUGCAGCGUCUGCACCACCACCCUGCGUCUGGCCGCCUACGCCUUCGACUGUGAAGAAGACAAGUUUUACUGCAAGCCUCAUUUCAUUCACUGUAAGACCAGUAACAAACAGCGCAAGAGACGGGCUGAGUUGAAGCAACAAAGAGAGGAGGAGGAGCCGUGGAGCGAUCAGGAAGUCCCUCCUCGAGAAAUUCCCACGGAAAGUCCUUGCGCAGCUGUAGCCAUCAGCACCCCCGAAGGCAGCCCCCCAGAUCAACCCACCUCCCCCAAGAAAUCAAGGAGUGUCCCAGAGCCAGAGCCCAGUGGCGUGGAAGGCGGCGCGCUCUCUCCCCCAGCCUCCGAGUGGACCUCAGUGAGGAUCAGCCCUGGGGAAGAUGCGGUCGGCCAGGACGUGAUGGCCGUGUGUGUGUUGGUCACCAGUGAUGAUAGCAGCUCUGAAACAGAGUCUGACUGUAGCAACAAGCCCCCCCACGCAGAGCCCUUUGAGGAGAGACCCCAGCAGCUGGAACCCCAAGCCCUCACCCGGCACACCUCCCUGAGGGAAGCCCUGGAUAGAGUUCUCUCUCCACAGCACCCUGAGGAGUCCAAAGCUAUGCAUGCCCUGCGACGAGCCAACAGCUUCCAGAGUCCGACUCCAAGCAAAUAUUCCAACUGGAGAAGGAAAUUCCAGUCGAAUUUGAUGCCAGUGGACAACAAAAGAGCUAGCUUGCCCCCGAUGGAAACCCCUCCUUCUCUUUCAUCUUCGCUGUCCUCUCCAUCCUCCUCUUCCCCGUCUUCUCCAGCCAGCACUCCAGACCCUGCGCCCCAUGCCUCCUCCUUACCGCAGGUCUCACAAAGUCAGGAAGUCAAGACCUCCAACACAAACUUUCCGGGGCCAACCAGCACCCCAGAACCACCCAAGGAGAUCCCCCUCUACUUGCCUCAUCAUGAAGUCCUGGAGCGGGCAGAAUACUGCCUGGUGAGUCCUGGGCACGAUGGCCUCCCGAGCCUCAGGCCACGGAACCCAGAGGAGAUGGGCUCUGCUGGGUGUCAGGCAGUGCAAGCUGCCUCUGGGAACACGAGAAGCAUCCACAGAGGCUUACAGCCCCAUGGGGAAAAGGACAGGUGUUGGACAGACAGACCGCGCUCUCUCGAGGCUGCAGAGGACACGGGAGAAAGGAGUACCGGACCAAGGAGGGAAGAGGGAGGGCCGGAGAUGGCAGAGGAGAAGAAGUCAGGCUUAAAAAAGCUCGUCCUCACCCCGGAGCAGAAGAGCAAGCUGCUGGAUUGGAAUGACGCCAUCCCAGCGAACUUGCGGCCUGACUCUGGGGAGCAACCUUCCCAGAGAAGUCUGGAGUGUGGGAAAGGAGGCCGGGUCCUGAAACCGGUCCGUCCCUUGACGCUUCCUCAGGCAACUAGAGAGACACUGCCAUCCCACAGGCACACCGAGGAAAAGGUGGGCGCCCCGGCUGAACAGGCUUCUCCGGGAGAGCGAAGCCCAGCCCCGCCAAAGUCCCCUCUGCGCCUCAUUGCAAAUGCCAUCCGAAGGUCCCUGGAGCCCCUGCUCCCCAACUCCGAAGGUGGGAGGAAGGUCUGGGCCAAGUCGAAAUCGAAGACUCUGCCCACCGGCCAGCCUCCCCCUUGUGCUCGCUCACAGAGCCUGCGGAAAACCAUCUCCAAUAAAAACUGGUACCAGCAGUCCCAAGGGAGAGACACAGCGGGUAGGGCCUCCUCCUUCUUCCCUCCUGGCCCAGUCCUGCGCACCCACAGCUUACCCAACCGUCCAUCCAAGGUCCUCCCUGUGUACUCACCCGGCAGCAAGAUGGAAGAUGUCCCCACGCUCCUGGAGAAAGUGAGCUUGCAGGAGACCUCGCCAGAUGCUUCAAGGGCACCUAACCUAAGACCCUCCCUCUUUUCCUCCCUGAGACUCAAAGACAGACCUUUUGAGAAUUUCCUCCAAGAAUCCAGACGAAGAAUGGACCUUCGAGACCUCUUUAGCAGCCCUAAAGACAAGAUAGUGCCCACAGACAAAGCCCACCCCCUGGAGAUUGUGGGGCAGCCUCUCAGUCAGACUCCCCUGGGGCCGAUGGGCCAGCCUCCUUCUGCAAGAGACUCAAGGCCCAAGCACAUCCCCGUUCAAGCACAGGCCACAGAGCGCGCCUCCUCCCUCUCCUCCACCUCCUCCUCCUCUGCGGAUGAAGAACUCGAUCCCCAGCCUGCCUUGCGGUCAAAGGAGAGGAAGACGAUUAGAAGAAGGAGGAAACUGGAGACAGAAACAAAGCAACUGGUUAAGCAAGAAGAAUUGAAGAGACUUCACAAAGCUCAGGCCAUUCAGAGGCAGCUGGAGGAGGCGGAGGAGUGGCAGAGGGCCUUCGAGAUCCAGGGUGUGAGGCUGGAGAAAGCGCUCAGAGGAGAAGCAGAUUCAGGUGCACACGAUGAAGCACAGCUUUUGCAGGAAUGGUUUAAGCUGGUUCUGGAGAAGAAUAAAUUAACUCGCUAUGAGUCGGAGCUACUGAUCAUGGCCCAGGAACUGGAACUAGAAGAUCAUCAAAGCAGACUGGAGCAGAAAUUAAGGGAGAAGAUGCUCAAGGAUGAGACCCUGAAAGAUGAGGAGGACCGAAAUGAGGAGCAAACACUAUUCACCGAGAUGAUGCAAGUGAUCGAGCAAAGGGACAAACUCGUGGAAUCCUUGGAGAAGCAGCGCAUCCAGGAAAAGGCUGAAGACCAGCACCUGGAGCGCUUCGUAUUCUCCAGGGGCCGCCCGCUCAGCGGGACGUGAGCUCCGCCCCCGGCCCUCUCCCCCACUGUCUGCAAGCUGAGGGCUGCCGGCCAGACCAGGCAUACCUCCCCUGCGCAGCGGCCCCUUUUGCGGGAGUUUGCAGACCUAGAACUUAAACUGUACCCCCCUGAGAAAUUAAAAUGCUCUCUGAGGCACCACCGCUGCCCAAGAUCCUUUCAGAGAUUUUAAUGAAGAAAAUACAAAGACUCUUUUGAGACUGGCAACCAAGUCAGCAGGCCUCUCAAAUGGACAGUGCCGUUGGCAACUAACCAGCAUUGUUUCCCGGAGAAGGACACAGAGAAUCGACUGUCCCGCCCAAUUCACUGACUUACAGAGCCUCAGAUUUUCAAAAAGCUGCUUUCCCCCUCUAGAUAUAUCCAUAUUCGCACCUCCCCCCUUUUCUUAACGGAUGACUGGCUUCCAAAUGUCAGCAAGCAGCAGCAGCAGCAGUUAAAGAUUAGGUUAAUAUUUAAAGUGUGUUUCCAGAGAAAGAGACGAAAUCUUGAGAUUACUGAUUACAUAAAGCAAAUAACGCACAAGGCAGGUGUUAAUUCAAUCCAGGGCGAAUGUCAUCUACCAGGCAUAUUUGUAAGCCUAAUACAACAUACAGAAGCAAUGAGAGUGUAAUAGAACAUUCGAGCCUUAAUGUUACUUUAAGAGACAGAGAGAAAGGGGGAAAACCAAGAAACUUCCCAGCGUUUGACGGAGGCAUGCCUUCUGUUCCCUGCACUCCGCUUUGGGCCCAGCUGCAGAAUGGCAAGCAUGUCUGGAACAUGCCGCAUCUUGACUGCAUCUCUAAGCUGUGAGUGACGUGAACCAGGAGAGCCUUCCCUUUGGCUGUUGAAAUGCUGGUGAUGUCGAUGCUGCUGCUGAGAAAACAGACCAGUGGUGCAGAGCGAGGCCUGCCCCUCAAACGUGGGCUUCUGCCCGCGAGAGGAACAGCAGCAGCAUUUUCUCUAGGGUUUGUCCAGAUGCUACAGGACCAGGCCCCCCCCCCCACGUCUAACAUCACUGUGGAGCAGAUUCCAGUGACGUCAUUGACCACAUCUGUUGUUGUUUUGUCUGUUUGUGUUGUUUAAUGGCAUUUCCAAUGUGAAAAGAGAGCAGAGAUGGAGGCUGUGCACCAAUCUGCCGGACCUCGUGGGACGUCUCAGUGGGGCUGUCUGAGGAAGAGAAGAUUUAACAGUGUGACCUGUUGUAGUAAAAUGUUCCUUUGUGGUCUCCCAGGGGGAUUAUUUGAAGAUUCCGUCUGUUAUCACCGAGAG
Messenger RNA from Echinops telfairi (small Madagascar hedgehog), 7253 nucleotides. It is a transcript of the gene MICAL2, whose product is annotated as microtubule associated monooxygenase, calponin and LIM domain containing 2. The coding region runs from base 223 to 5988 and encodes 1921 amino acids. The transcript has 37 exons. The record is from RefSeq and is a predicted model, not a curated record. Gene Ontology annotation, molecular function: FAD binding; protein binding. NCBI's taxonomy places the organism in Eukaryota, Metazoa, Chordata, Mammalia, Afrosoricida, Tenrecidae.